UUCUCUUCCCAGAAUGUUCUCUCCCAGCCUUUCCCGAGGCCUGCGGCUGCUGCUGCUGCUACUGCUGCAACCAGACUGUUCUGUUUCUCAGGAUACCAUCAACUUUUCCCAAAACUUUCUCCAUCAUUAGAUCCUUCCACUAGAUUCCUCACACUGACCUGCAAGAUCUCUUGGCACAGGGUAUUUAUUUUUGAAAAUGAUAUUGGACAAGGCAAUCACUCCUGAAGAGGUAACUACUUCUCUCAUCAUUUCGGUGAUAGUUUUUGUUUUUGUGAGAGCCCUCAUGAGUAAGCGGAGAAGGCAGCUAUCUCCUCCUGGCCCGUGGUCCUUCCCCCUCAUAGGAAAUCUUCUUCAGCUUGGAGACCAUCCUUUCCUGACAUUCACAGAGAUGAGGAAGAAAUAUGGCGACGUCUUUCUCAUCAAACUUGGCGUGGUGCCCGUCGUGGUGGUGAAUGGAAUGGAAAUGGUGAAGCAUGUACUCCUGAAGGAUGGAGAGCAUUUUGCAGGCAGACCUAACAUGCAUACGUUUUCUUUUCUGGCAGAAGGGAAGAGUUUUUCAUUUUCAGUCAAUUAUGGAGAGAGUUGGAAACUUCAUAAGAAAAUAGCGUCCAGUGCUUUAAGAACUUUUUCUAAAGCAGAAGCAAAAUCCUCCACCUGCUCUUGCUUGCUUGAGGAACAGGUCAUCGAGGAAGUUUCUGAGCUGGUGCAAGUCUUUGCAGAGUUGACUUCGAAGAAGGGUAGCUUUGAUCCCAGAAAUGCCAUCACAUGUGCAGUGGCCAAUGUUGUCUGUGCCCUUUGCUUUGGCAAGAGGUAUGACCAUAGUGAUGAGGAGUUUAUUAGGAUAGUUAAAACUAAUGAUGAUUUACUCAAGGCUUCCAGUGUAGCUAAUCCCGCCGAUUUCAUACCAUGUUUUCGCUACCUUCCACUGCGGAUUAUAAAUGCUCCUCGAGUGUUUUAUCGGGCCCUGAAUGAGUUUAUUACACUACACGUACAAGAUCAUCUUACUACGUAUGAUAAGGACCAUAUGCGAGACAUUACUGAUGCUCUGAUUAAUACAUGCCAUAAAAAAUAUGCCACUACCAAAACAGCCACCUUAAAUGACGAUGAAAUCAUAAGCACUGUGAAUGACAUCUUUGGAGCUGGGUUUGAAACUGUAUCAACAUGCCUGUACUGGAGCUUUCUUUAUUUGAUACACUACCCAGAAAUUCAAGCCAGAAUUCAAGAAGAAAUUGAUGGAAACAUUGGUCUAAAGCCACCCAGAUUUGAGGACAGGAAAAUGUUACCCUACACAGAAGCUUUCAUAAAUGAAGUGUUCAGACAUGCCUCCUUUAUUCCUUUUACUAUUCCACAUUGUACCACAGCAGACACUACUCUGAAUGGCUAUUUCAUUCCCAAGAAUACGUGCAUCUUUAUUAACAUGUAUCAAGUAAAUCAUGAUGAUGUUCGGACUGAACAGAACCAGGGAUACCCCUUCUUCCAGCCUCCACAUUUUAUCUGCUCACCACCUUCCGAACCACCUCUGAGACCAGCCAACACAGCGUUGUGUUUUGUUUUUCUACCUUAACUCCUGAUUGCCGAACAAACAUGAGCUCCCAAAUUCGUCAGAAUUACUCCACCCAGCUGAAGGCUGCAGUCAGCCAUCUGGCCAUCCUGCACCUGCGGGCUGCGAACACCUACCUCUCUCUGGGCUUCUAUUUCCCCGUGAAGAUGUGGCUCUGGAGGGCGAGUUGGUGGAGAAGAAGCGCGAGGGCGCUGAGCUUCUCUUAAAGUUGCAAAAAGCGCGGUGGCCGCAUUCUCUCCCAGGACCUGCUGAAGCCUCCCCAGGAUGAGUGCGCAGAACUCAGGACGCCGUGGAAGCCGCCCUGGCCUUGGAGAGGAACGGAACCAGGCCCUUUUGGAGCUGCAGGCCCUGGUUCUACCCGCGCAGACCCUCAGCUCUGUGGCUUCCUGGAGAACCACUUCCGGGUGAGGAGGUGAAACUCAUAAAGAAGAUGGGAGACACCUGACUCACCUCCGCAGGCUGGCGGCCCCCAGGCUGGGCGGGGCGGGGCGGGUAUCUCUUCGAAAGGCUCCCCCUCAAGCGGACUAGGAGCCUGUGGAGCCCAGAGGCCUUUGAGGGGCCCCUCUGCAUCCCCCUGGGUCUGGCUUUUACCUGAGCCUCUCCCCGAAACUACCAGCCAUUCUUUGAGCCUCCCUGGAGCCCUCUCCCAUGCAUUGGACCAAAUGAAACAAUAAAGCUUUUUGCAGCAAAAAGAAAGAAAAGAAAAAAGAAAAAAUACUCUGACUUUUACAAUAUAAUUCUCAUAAACAUUUGUCUAAAACAAGCACUUUAUGAUAUGAAGACAGAUUAAAGAUAAGAAAAAAGAGAUCCAUGACAGAUCAUGUCUUUACCUUGCAAAAAUAUAAGUAUAAAAUAAUGCCUGAAUUUUUAAAAUUUUAAUUAGAAAUAUGUUUAUUGAUUAAGAAAGGCAAUAAAAGGUCAUGAACACACAAACACAACUAUUGCUAACCUCUGAAAAUGUAUUAAAGCCAACUUUUGACAAGUCUUAGGAAGUUUUUAAUACAGUUGCAAGCUUAUAGUUAAAACAAUAAUGGUUGCCGAAACCGGUUUGGCUCAGUGGAUAGAGCGUCAGCCUGCGGACUGAAAGGUCCUAGGUUCGAUUCCGGUCAAGGGCAUGUACCUGGGUUGCGGGCACAUCCCCAGUAGGA
This is a messenger RNA of Myotis myotis, 2709 nucleotides long. RefSeq names its product cytochrome P450 1A4-like. Bases 197 to 1564 code for a protein of 455 amino acids. Gene Ontology annotation, biological process: progesterone metabolic process; hormone biosynthetic process. The transcript is spliced from 7 exons. Gene Ontology annotation, molecular function: oxidoreductase activity, acting on paired donors, with incorporation or reduction of molecular oxygen, reduced flavin or flavoprotein as one donor, and incorporation of one atom of oxygen; heme binding; iron ion binding. The record is from RefSeq and is a predicted model, not a curated record. NCBI's taxonomy places the organism in Eukaryota, Metazoa, Chordata, Mammalia, Chiroptera, Vespertilionidae.